AUGUGGAAAGUGAGACUAGUAUUCGCUGUUGUUUCUAUUGGUUGUGUUUUGCCACUGUCUUGGACUUACACCAUCAAUAACGAAUUGAAUCUUCAUACAGCUUUGUUUUCGGCCACAUAUGAUCCUCACGUCAGACCGGGAACGGAUAGGACAAGUCCUCUACAAAUAAACGUUACGUUUUACUUAUUCAGUAUCAAGGAGUUUGACGAGACUAUAAGUAAGUUCUCCAUUACCGGCGGUCUAGCUGUUUCAUGGACUGAUGAUCGGCUACUCUGGGACCCGUCAAGCUAUGGGGGGAUAGAGGUCACUGUUGUUCCCCAGAAGAAAUUAUGGAUUCCAUAUCUCGUCAAUAUGCUGGACUAUAACUCACUAAGUGAAAUUGGGCAUCAGAAUUUGAAUGUAAGGGUGGAGAAAGAUGGACAGGUAAAUUGGGUAACGCCAAAUCUUUUUGAGAGUACCUGUGAUGCCGAUUUGUCUUAUUACCCAUUUGACACCCAGACUUGUACCCUGAGAUUCUUUAUACCAGGGUAUAUGCCCUCCGAAAUAGUAUUCAUGAUUAGCGGGCAGAUGUAUAUGUCGGAAUUUAGUGAAAACAGUCUUUGGAAGGUGACUGAAACAAAACUAUUUACUUUCACAAAUACUCUUCUUCUCCAGGAGGCGCGAAUGGCUAUCACUAUGAGAAGAAGACCGGUUUACUAUAUAUCUAGCUUAAUUCUCCCCGUUGCUUUCCUUUCGUUUCUCCAACUAUGUGUAUUUCUGAUGCCACCCGACUGUGGUGAACGUGUAGGUUUUGUUGUGACCGUACUUCUAGCGAUCGCUGUGUAUCUUACUUUGGUUCAAGAUAAACUUCCAGAGGGAUCAGAACCUAGUGUAUCUUUCCUAAGCUACAAACUUUUGGGCGACUUCAUGGUCGGUGUUUUUAUGGUGGUAGGCGUUGUUAUUGGACUGCGUUUUUAUCAGAGAGAGGAAGAUAAGCCCAUUCCAAAUUACUUACAAACUUUUCACAGAAUUUCCCUUUGUAAUUGUCUUUGCUACAGGAGAAAACGGAAAGUGCACUUUGACGAGGGAGACACUGUCAAAGAUGUAACGCUGGAUCCUGUGACGGAAAUUUUAACAUGGCGUGAUAUUGGAAUUGCUACUGAUCGUUUCUGUCUAAAAGUGUUUGGAUUUUGUUUGAUGAACUGUAAUAUUUUAUAUCUCAUUGUCCUUGCUAUCUUAGCGUAA
Messenger RNA from Saccostrea cuccullata (small rock oyster), 1224 nucleotides. Its product is annotated as neuronal acetylcholine receptor subunit alpha-6-like. Bases 1 to 1224 code for a protein of 407 amino acids. Lineage: Eukaryota; Metazoa; Mollusca; Bivalvia; Ostreida; Ostreidae. Gene Ontology annotation, biological process: monoatomic ion transmembrane transport; nervous system process; chemical synaptic transmission. The transcript has a single exon. Gene Ontology annotation, cellular component: neuron projection; synapse; plasma membrane. Gene Ontology annotation, molecular function: transmitter-gated monoatomic ion channel activity involved in regulation of postsynaptic membrane potential; excitatory extracellular ligand-gated monoatomic ion channel activity; transmembrane signaling receptor activity. The record is from RefSeq and is a predicted model, not a curated record.